AUGCCCCAGGCCACAGCAACAGUCAACGGCGUCGAAGUCGCCCGAACCUCCACUUGGGAGGUAGUUGACGGAAACAUCUACUUCCCGCCCGACUCAGUAACCAAAUCACACUUCACCCCAACCUCAACCAGCACCUACUGCCCUUACAAAGGCGAGGCAUCCUACUACACCGUCACAACAAACAAAACCGAAAUCCAGGACGCGGCGUGGUACUAUCCGGAGCCGCUGCCGAAGAUGGAGAAGAUCAGAAACCAUGUCGCGUUCUAUAAGACCAAGGGGGAUAUU
Macroventuria anomochaeta is the source of this 285-nucleotide messenger RNA. RefSeq names its product DUF427-domain-containing protein. NCBI's taxonomy places the organism in Eukaryota, Fungi, Ascomycota, Dothideomycetes, Pleosporales, Didymellaceae. The record is from RefSeq and is a predicted model, not a curated record. The annotation marks the transcript as partial. The transcript is spliced from 2 exons.